AUGACGGUGGGAGACGGCGCAGUGGCGGUCGAUGACCGGCUAGAAGCCGUGCGGCGUCCCGCACGCCCUGCCGACGUACCCCCUUCCCUCCCCGGCACCGCCUCCCGAGCACCACCCUCGCACCCCGGCGCCCAGCGUCGACCCUUCCCCCUCCCACGCGGGAAUGGCACCCCGGCCGCCUCCUCCGCGUCGCCGGGCCCCACCCCUGCCGUUUUCUCCCGCGGCGCCUCUCAUGAUUCAAUUUCACCCAGCCAACUGGCAAAUCCCCUUUGCCAGCACGCACCCCUGCGCGGGCCCUGGACGCCAGCCCCAACGCUCACCCGCAACCGCGGGGCGCCGGGCACCUGCCUGGCCCCCGCCGUGAGCGCCGGCCGGCCAGCCGCCCUUGCCCUACAGGUCCUCCGGACCCACGUCGCCUGCCAUCGUGCGUGCAAACGCUCCGGUGUCCCGUGGGGGCGUCGUUGGGGGCACCACACUUGGCCGCGUAAGACGGCGGUAGGAAUGCACUCACUUUCGGACACCGGAGCGUUUGCACGCACGAUGGCAGGCGACGUGGGUCCGGAGGACCUGUAG
Messenger RNA from Aspergillus sclerotioniger CBS 115572, 573 nucleotides. RefSeq lists its product as uncharacterized. The record is from RefSeq and is a predicted model, not a curated record. The coding region runs from base 1 to 573 and encodes 190 amino acids. Lineage: Eukaryota; Fungi; Ascomycota; Eurotiomycetes; Eurotiales; Aspergillaceae. The transcript has 2 exons.